Messenger RNA from Aspergillus mulundensis, 1044 nucleotides. RefSeq lists its product as uncharacterized. The transcript has 6 exons. The record is from RefSeq and is a predicted model, not a curated record. Lineage: Eukaryota; Fungi; Ascomycota; Eurotiomycetes; Eurotiales; Aspergillaceae. Gene Ontology annotation, molecular function: monooxygenase activity; iron ion binding; oxidoreductase activity, acting on paired donors, with incorporation or reduction of molecular oxygen. Bases 1 to 1044 code for a protein of 347 amino acids.
AUGGAGGGCUCUGUUCAUGGCCUGAGGCGAACAGACUAUCUUGUUCUCCUUCACACUUACUAUGAAGUCUAUGGAGUGUACGCGCUUCUCUUGGCAGUCUUCACAGUCUACAGCAUCUCGCUUGUCAUAUAUCGCCUUUACUUCCACCCGCUAGCUCGCUUCCCAGGCCCAAAGCUUGCUGCUGUUACCGGCUGGUAUGAGUUCUACCACGAUUGCGUGAGAGGAGGACAGUAUCUCUACGAGAUCGAUUCUAUGCACCAGAAGUCCCAUUAUCGCAUUAACCCCCACGAACUCGUCGUGAAUGAGUUGCCUCCAACACCCGUCGCAGAGAGAAAUGGAGCAGCCUGGAAAGCUUCGGACUUCGCGGCUCGUUGGCCUUUACCCGGGACCAUGAUCUGCAUCGUAUGCGCCGAAAGCGCUAUGAGCCCUUCUUCUCGCGCCUUAGCCAUUGCGCGAUUGUUCCCCGCAUCUGCCCUUAAACCCUUGAUUCCUUCAGCCGGAGCCUUCAACAGUUUCCUCGAGUUCUCAACCGACCACAUCAACGACGCGAAGCGCGAAUCGCUUAGCGCUGACAAGCUGGAGCAGAACAUCAAAAGCUCCGUGUUCCGAUACGUCCUAUCAACAGAUAUGCCCGAGGCUGAACGUGAUACUGAAAGGCUGGCGAGAGAGGCUGCCCUGCUUUUCGGCGCAGGCAGCGUGACUACUGGUCGGUUCUUUGCCGUGACCAUCUAUUAUACCCUUAAAAACAACAAGAUCAGAGACCGCAUCUCUUCCGAGUUGAAAGAUGUCAUGGCAGGGUAUCCCUCCACUUUGCCGAGCUGGCAGGAGCUGGACAGGCUACCGUAUAUGCAUGCUACGGUGAAAGAGGGUCUCCGACUCAGCUACGGUGUAAUGCGUCAUCUCUCCCGCAUCUCUCCCGACACUGCUCUCCAGUACAAACAAUGGACGAUACCACCCGGCACCCCGGUCGGUAUGUCAUCAUACAGCAUGCACACAGAUCCAGAGGUCUUCCCCGAGCCCUUCAAAUUCAUGCCUGAGCGCUGA